AUGAAUCCAAACCCGAAUCCGAAUCUGAGUCCGACUUCCAUGGGUUUUCCCAACGUUGAAGCUAUCCCAGGCAACACAGGCGGUCUGGUCGAUCGGCCUCAUAAUAAAGUGGCGAUACCCCGUCCUACUAACCCCAUUACCUGGACUAGCAGUGGCCGCGUCAGUCGGGCUUGUGAGAAUUGUCGAGAUCAAAAGGCCAAGUGUAGUGGCCAUCGUCCGGCCUGUCAUCGGUGUAAGGAUGCGGGCAUUCGUUGUUCCUACGGCGAUCGAAAGAGAGAAAAGAUGCUCAAGGAUCUUAGUGAUCUCACGAUCGAGGUUCAAGCCAUGAGGAAAGUGCUACGUGAGCUGUAUCCGAGAUUGGAUGAUUCGUUGGCUCAAUACGUUGAUCAGGCUCUCGGCAGUGAAUUAGUCAGGCCUACGACCUCCUCAAUCUCCCGUUUAGUCACCAAUGAUGAUCCGAAUCAUGGGGCUGUCGACCACACCGAAGAAGAUUUCAACCGCGAUGAGAAAGUCCAAGCAUUGGGGUUUGUGGGCGAUCAUUCAGAGAUGGUAUGGCUAUACAGACUUAAACGUUUUCUUGACCAGGAUAGCUUGACUUUACUCGGAGAAACAGCCAAUCGUUCCAUCUCGUCCCUGAAUUACUUCCAGGACGAUACCGAGUUCCCGAGCUUGGAAAACGUUGACAUACUAGGGCGACCCUCUCAACAACUUGCUAAGAAAUUAGUCGACGAUUUCCUCGAAGCCGUACACCCUGUCUUCCCAAUCAUUCGGAAAUCCUUCUUCCAGGCACAAUGUCGGUCGUUUUACUCCAACGAGAAUGUUCGCCCAAGGAGCCGGUGGUUGGCAAUCCUGAAUCUCGUCUUUGCCAUCGCCGCAAAGCAUUCCUUUUUAGUUGAUGCACAACCUUUAGUAGCCAGGGACGACCAUCUGGUAUAUUUUGCACGAGCGUGGCGGCUAGGUUUCAGUAAUGCUGCCUUACUAGGCCAUCCUAAUCUACAGCAGGUGCAGGUCGAGGGUCUGUUAGCCUUCUAUCUCCUUUCCACGGGUCAAAUUAAUCGGUCCUGGCGAAUUACCGGCGUUGCGAUCCGAUCAGCAGUGGCCAUGGGCCUGAACCUUCGUAGCGAAAGCGAAAGUGUCUCUCAUGUAUCCAAGGAAACGCGAUAUAGAGUGUGGUGGGCGCUUUUCAUGCUGGAUACUCUGCUAUGUGUCAUGACUGGUCGCCCUCCUAGCACCGGUGACACCUUCUGCACCACCCCUUUUCCAAUUCCCUACAAAGAAGAAGACUUCGAGCAUGAAGAUGUCGCCCAACUUAUCACCGAUAAUUCCCACCGAACCUCUUUUUUGAAAUCCUUGCUUUCUAAUGAGAAUCCAACCGAUACAGCCACUACAUCUGGCUCCAGUGAUGCCUUCUCCCUAGCUUCUUUAUCAGUCCCAGGAUCACGGAAAGGAAGCUACAGCCAACAAGGACAAUCCAUGACCGAGAGCCUAGCUCCUAAUAUCUCUUUAUACUUUCUUUAUAUGGUGGACUUGUCAUCGCUACUACGAGAUGUUAUCGAGACUUUAUACGCUCCUAGGGCCAUGAUACAAUCCUGGGCGGAGAUAGAAACAGCGAUUUCCAACUUCAUCAAGAUUACAGACAGCUGGCUCUCCCGACUCCCCGCAGAGUUUGACUUCACAAAGCUAGACACAGACAUACAUGAUCAGCAAUUUGCCCGCCAACGAACCAGCCUUGCCCUCCGCUUCUACAGCACCAGGCUCGUCAUCACACAACCAUGUCUCCGCCGCCUGGCAUACCCAUCGGUAGGCGUCGUAUCCUCAGAGGCAGGUCCAUUAUGCGAUGCGAUGGCCACUCUCUGCGUCGAAACAGCCUACAAAACACUCGAUCAGCUGCCGAACGAGCCAGAUGCAACGCUUCUAUAUAGCCAUUCGCCCUGGUGGUGCAUGCUACACUACGUAAUGCAGCCCACAACCGUGCUCCUGAUGGAAUACUUCACUCGCGCCCAGUCAGGAACACCCGAGGCCGCGUCUAUCUCAGCAGAGAUUCAAAAGGCCAUCCGCUGGCUCCGCGUCAUGUCCGCCUACGACGUUUCCUCCCAGCGAGCUCUACAAGUUUGUAUGGAUAUCCUCUCACGACACAAAUUGGGCUUCUUUGACACAUAG
Messenger RNA from Penicillium taxi, 2160 nucleotides. Its product is annotated as putative C6 transcription factor. The transcript is spliced from 4 exons. Bases 1 to 2160 code for a protein of 719 amino acids. Gene Ontology annotation, molecular function: DNA-binding transcription factor activity, RNA polymerase II-specific; zinc ion binding; DNA binding. Lineage: Eukaryota; Fungi; Ascomycota; Eurotiomycetes; Eurotiales; Aspergillaceae. Gene Ontology annotation, biological process: DNA-templated transcription; regulation of DNA-templated transcription. The record is from RefSeq and is a predicted model, not a curated record.